This is a messenger RNA of Thamnophis sirtalis, 2899 nucleotides long. The record is from RefSeq and is a predicted model, not a curated record. NCBI's taxonomy places the organism in Eukaryota, Metazoa, Chordata, Lepidosauria, Squamata, Natricidae.
AAGGGAAUAUUAACUCGGCUUGAAUUGUGCAGUCCUUGACUCUCUAUGAGUUGGCUGGUUGCUCGCAAAUGUUUUGUUACAGAUAUUAUCUUCAGCACUCAGUAGUUAAGAUUACCUAAUCUGGUAACGCAACAUUUGCAAGGAAACAACCAACCUCGGAGAGCACGGGAGAAAGAGUGACAGCUGAGGGGAGUAGGACGGUCUCUAUCCAAGUCCUUCAACCCCUUCGAUGAACCGCAGACAACGGGACGAACGUAAACGAAGGUCCUGAUUGUAAAUCUAAAUCGCGCCGGCUCUGCUUCAAAAACAUCCCAUAGGCUGCCGUCCGCCAGUUACCGAAAGACUGUUGCGCACGCGCAAGUUGGCUCUUCCUACUUUUGUCGGAAUAAUUAUCAUCAGUUAGACGGAAAACCCUAACUGGAUAACCAGGAGAGGGAACGGCAUUACACAUUUAUGUUUUAUUGUUCUAAAGAAGGAUAGUGGUGUAAUCAAAUUAAUAGGAAAAAUGAAGCAAAUCGCGUUCUUUUUGCUCAUAAUCAUAUACACUUGGAUUUAGUGCGUAGGGAAUUGCAGAUUUUUGCUAAACAGUCGGUCUUCCCUACGCUAUCCCACCGUGUCGGAAUUUGAGAAGAGCAGGAAAGCGGGGCUAAUAGUGUGACUGUGGGAGGGACAAAGAGGUCUAGCCUUCCACCCCAGUUUCGAAGCGGGAGCAGAAAAUAAAGGCCGGUAAUGGUGGUGCAUUAUUAACUAAAAAUUGCUAUUGUCUUUCAAAUCUAAGACGCUGGCGUUACAAUUGCAGAACAUAUAUUUUUCUUUCUGUCUCAUUACUGUUUUUUUCGGAAGUAGUGAUAACAACCACUACAAGACCAACAUUCUGUUUGGAUCCAGCUUGCGUCCCUUUAUUUUUAAAUCUACGACCGCUAAUGUGCAUGUAAAUUGCUGGGCCGGUUUUUUUUUUUUGUCAGGCUAACAUCUUUGCUUCCUUUUACCUAAACCAAGAAGAGGAUAUCGGCAGCAUCGAGGAGAAAGGAAGGGGAAAUCUGAGAAGGCCUUUAUGCACAGAAGCCUGAUGUUUCAUUACCCAAACUAGGUAACAUUAUCAGGAGUGGUGUUUGCUGAGACUCCCGGGGUGGAAUCACACUGGCGCAGAGCAGAAGAAUAGGGCUCUGUUCUUUCUGCCCAAUUUUCUGUGCCAGGAGGCUUGCAAAAGCAGAGCUGGGUCUCGGAGGGACCAACGACAGAAAGGGGAAGCUUGGAAGAUACAGGGAGAGGUGUGAUCCCCUGUUAUAGUAGGAGAAACCUCUCAAAUCUGGUGCUGGAGAGACUGGCCUUUAUGACGGGAUCCAGAGGCGUGACAGCCCUUUAAAUGGAGAAGGAAGCGAGAAGAAAGAAACAUCUGAAAGUAUUGGUGGAGUUUGAGGAGUUGGAAUGAAGAACUGGUGCGACUCUCAGGAAGUGUGAACCUAUAGCUUGGACGCUUGCUUUGAUAUCCCAGAGAAUUGACAGAAAAUGCAAAACAGUGAAGUAAUAAAGCCUGCCAAAUACUUUUCUGAAGUAGAGAAGAGUGUGCUGCUGGCAUUAGUUGAGAAAUAUAAGUAUGUACUUGAGUGUAAAAAGAGUGAUGCAAGGACUAUUGCAUUGAAACAACGGACCUGGCAGGCCCUUGCCCAUGAAUAUAAUUCCCAACCAAAUGUAUCACUCCGAGAUUUCAAGCAGUUAAAAAAAUGUUGGGAGAACAUCAAGGCUCGGACAAAGAAAAUAAUGGCACAUGAAAGAAGAGAUAAGGUAAAAAGAUGCAUUAGUCCACUUAUAAGUAAUCACAUCCUAGGAAAAGAGAAGAUCACCAACAUGAUACCAAACCAAGUAUAUUUUUUACAAACUCCACCAGAAGAAGAUUCUGAGUAUCAGCCUGAAACUUCCAAUCAAGAAUCUUUCAGUGUUAUUAACAAAGAAUCAUGUGAUGAAGAAAAAGGACUUGUACAUUUCCAGGUAUGUGAAGGUACCUCACAGUCUGAGCCUUCCUGUUCAGCAGUCAGAGUAACUGGAAAUAAAAACUUCAGAAAUAAAGCUGCUCAAGAAAGUGAUUUGAAAAAAAUGCAUGAAGAGGAACACCAUCAGCAAAUGUCUAUUUUACAACUGCAGCUGAUCCAAAUGAAUGAAGUGCAUGUGGCAAAAAUUCAACAGAUAGAAAGGGAAUGUGAAAUGGCUGAAGAAGAACACAGAAUCAAGAUGGAAGUGUUAAACAAAAAAAAAAUGUACUGGGAAAGAAAACUGCAGACUGUUACAAAAGAAUGGCCUUUCCCUAAUUCACCCUAGCACAUGCGGCAGCUGGUGGUUCAUUAGGCUGAAGUAACUUGAUCAUUGGAAAAUAGUUUGAGAAUUAGGUUCAAUUCCUGUAUUUAGAAUGACAGUGUAAUUGUUGGCUAUGAACAAAUGUCAAUAAAUACCUAAAGUAGGGUUUAGGUAGGUUUUCAUUUCAUAAAACAACAAAGAAAUCUCCACAUUUUUGGAGGCAAAAUGUUGAUGUAACUUUUUAAUGGAAUUUCCAAGUAUGCCCAAUAAACUCACUCUUUUCCAUGGUAGCCAGCUCAAUCCUAUUGGGCAUUUUAUGUUAUUUUAUUUUUUUAGCUGAAUUUUUCAAUUAAUUAUUUGAUGAAUGUAUCUUAAGGUACAGUUGCUAAGACUUGAAGAGUGACUCAGUUGAAUUAUCAAGUAAGGUGAAAAGGGUGAUAAUAUAGCAAUUGCUAUACAAGAAAAGGAAUUCAGAUUUCCAACAGCUGUCUGAUUGAAAGUCUGUCUGUUCAGUCAUAGUUAUAAUUGUGGAAUACUAGAAAUGUGUGUUCCCCGCUUUCUGUCUUCAGUUCUUUUGCCUUUGAUUUGCAUUGCAUGGCACAAUCAG